This is a messenger RNA of Megalopta genalis, 3710 nucleotides long. RefSeq names its product acidic phospholipase A2 PA4. The record is from RefSeq and is a predicted model, not a curated record. Gene Ontology annotation, biological process: arachidonate secretion; phospholipid metabolic process. NCBI's taxonomy places the organism in Eukaryota, Metazoa, Arthropoda, Insecta, Hymenoptera, Halictidae. Gene Ontology annotation, molecular function: A2-type glycerophospholipase activity.
AAAAUUGUCUGAACAACAUGUCCUGAUGCUCCAUUGAACUUUCGUAGGAACGUUGCCGAUAAAUUUGUUCGAACACAGCAUCUGUAACAUAAUAAACGAAGAAACGGAUGUAACAGUUCCGGUAGAAGUAGUUCAGAGCACCUUAGGCGGCGAUUAAAUUAAUCUAAUCGAUUUACAACCGGGAGUUGCACGUUCCACGGUUCUAAACAUGCGACGGAUCACGUGAUUCAGAAUCUCCCCAAUGCAACGCAUCUGGAUCAUGGGUUCACGUUCAUAUGUAUAUCUAUGCCCCUGAAUAUUAGUAUCCUGACGAUCCGUUUCAACGAUCAGUUCGAUAGCAACCGUUGCGACGAGACUAAGCGAGACGUCCAGCUACAUCCAUUCCCCCCGAGACAUCCUCGAUCUCCCGAACUCGUCAAAGGAAAUUUACUUCCAGUAGGAAUCGAAGAUGCUGGCGAUAGCGGUACUGCUCGCGGCAACGAUCUGGAGCCACGAAGCCGAGGGCAGCGUUCUAGUGGCAGACAUGGCUAUGUCUAGGAUGGUUGAACUGAAAACGGAUGCGCCGUUCUGCGCCCUGUACACCGACCGCGGCGUCAUACAGAGGAUGGUGCUCGGCGCCGACCCUAAGAAAGUUCGGCAAAUGUCCAGCAACCUGGUCGCCGACCUCGAAGAAACUUGCAAAGCCUCCCGGGACAAGGGAAAGAACCAGCCCGCAGGCGGUGGACUAAUCUAUCCGGGAACAAAAUGGUGCGGACCGGGUACUUUGGCCACGUCGUACGACGAGUUGGGAAAACACGCGUCGGAAGACGCCUGUUGCAGAGAACACGAUCAUUGCCCGGUCACGCUCGGCCCGCAAGAGUGCAUCCACGGGAUUUGUAACAAUUCGCCGUUCACCAGAUCCCAUUGCGACUGCGACGCCAAGUUCCGCAGAUGUCUACAAAACCUGAACUCGGAGGUAGCGAACACCCUCGGCGCUCUCUUCUUCAAUGUAAUACAGGUCACCUGCUUCAAAGAGAGACGCCCGUGCUCCCAAUGGCAGAGGAACGGAUACGCCGAGUCCGAGUCGAACCGCUUGUGCUCCCAAUACAAUUUCCGUCCCAGCGACAAGUAUGUGCCGCUGAUGCCUCUGAACAUCAACUAGCUAUUGCGAAAACGCAAGAAGCCCGGACCGGACAGCCCUUGAAGUGCUGUUGUCAGUUAACAGAGUCUGAGUGAGCAGGACAAUUGCGCGUGUCUCAACCGUCAAAUCGUUUUAUCCGCAUGCUACCUGUAUGUCAUUUCCGAAUCAACCGGAGAACAGCCGGCGAAGUUUUCUCCGUAUGUUACGCUAAUUCUGUACGCACAGCUCGAGCGAAAGGCUGUGAACCCGCUCUUGAAAGCGCCGAUCUCGAUUCAAGGAUGAGCGCAGAAAUUCGUUGGCGAAACAGUGUCCAUCUGGAACCGAGAAACAUUUGUAUAACUACGAGAACGGCUCUGCGUUUGUUUCACGCGUUUUACUCGUCGGCCUUGCCGAUUCCGGCGCAUUAAACGCGUGCAACGCCCGCAAUGCGUUCCUCGAGGCCAACCGUCGGCUAGUUUAUUCGAUCGCCCUUCCUAGGUAGCAGUUUUACAGGUAAACACGAAGUCAAUAAACGAACAAACCCAAUUUGCCAACAAUUCGCAAUCGUCUUGAAAGCGAAAAGAACCGACACGCAAGUUUUUUAGUUUCUUCCAAAUUAGUUUCUCUAAUUUGGAAGAAAUCUAAUUUAGUUUCUAAAUUCCUACAAAGUAAAUCGAUUCGCCGAAAGAAAUUAUACUGAACCUGUAUUGUCGAUAACACGAUUUUACAAUUACUGCUCAAUUUUACUCUUUAAUUGUAUGCAACUUUAACGCCAGAACUAUCGGACGACCGCAAAAUUCUUUAUUCUGUAUGCGCCAGCAUCGGGUAACAGAGACAGGAGACUGAAAAUCGAUUCGUUUAUUCGAUGUUAAUAAAAUUAACAAUAUCGACAACAAAUGACCGCGAUACCUCUAUCGUACAUCUAUAGUAUCGCUCGAUACUUCUAGCGUUAAAGGUAAUUUAGAGGGGUAGGCCUUCUGAUUGAUCGUUGGUGUUGGAGAUCGUGAGAACGAGCGAAGGAGUAAGGGAGCUCUGAUAUUAAAUAAAUGAAAUUAACGAUCGAAGAGGGAGGACCUCAUCCCAUCUAUAUUAUUGCAACAAGGUUCGCGUUUCUUGCAUAUCACUCGUCGCCUUUGCACUACAACGAAACGUGCAUGCGAUUGCAUAAUCGACUAGUAGCAUUUGCAACGAUACCAUUUAAAUUAAGACUCUUUAUUAGAUUAAUGCGACAGCGGUAGCAAUAGAAAUUCUACGAUUGAAAUCGCUCGCGCAUCAAUCUGAUAAAUCGAUAAAGAACUAAUGGAUUCCUCUCAAGGUUUACGAUUUUCUAAUCUUUGAUAAUUCGAAGGUGUUUUGUCUAGAGUCUAGAUCGUACCGAUUCGAAAGCGUUUAACGAAAACUAUUAGCAGCGUAGCUUACAGUUAGUUUUCUAGCACAGAAUAUCAAAUAUCGUACUAGAUGCUCUAAUACUGUUCAAAAAUAAUUGGAUAUGAGCGAUUAUCUCGAAUGACUCUCAGUAGGAGAAAAAGAACGACAUUUACUAUUUACCAAUUACAGUACGAAAGAGUAAUCAAUGAUGGCGACUCUGCACAAUCUCUACUGUGAUUCGAUUAAAGACGUAGACUUGCUACAAUUUUACUCGUAGUGUAAGUAACUUUGUCCGUUAUUUGCGACUUUCUAGUGCAAAUAAUCGAUGCGUCCAGAAAAGAUGUACGGAUUCGUUGAUACCUCCAGAAGGUCGGCCGGGAAAGCGUGCAAUUGAUUUUUACCGAGUCACACAAUUGCUUUUCCAAAAUACCUCAGUGACAUGUUUUUUUUCCUAACGACCUUCAGUCUUUUUAUUCCGACGAUACGGUGCUGAUCUCGAUAAUCGAGAGAACAAAUUCUGCCCAGUUUCAAUUAAUAAUCAUUGGACUGCGAAUCUUUGUACGAAUCUUUAUAAGAAUCUUUAUGCGAACUCUUAUGCGUUUGUGUGGCACUUGUAAUUUUAUAGGAUACAAGGCGGCAAAACCAGGUUUUCUGUACAUUUUUGUUUUCUUUUUAUCGGAUAGAGAUCCGCAAUCUAAUAAUUCCUAAUUCUAUCUUGAAGGCAAAAUGUAGCACUGAAAAUAUAUUUUUGAAUAUUUAUUGUACAGCAAAUCGGAUUGUCGAGAUUAUUAAUCGUGUUGAACGAAUACGAGACGACUACAUAUUUCUAAGUACACGAAUUUUCAAUUACUAUAUACACACAAUACUAGAAUAUAUAUUAGUUUAUUAUAAUAUACUACUAUUAUAACAUUACUUUCACACGUAAUACUGUUUGUUGCUUGUACCAUUUAUUUAUACAUACUUUUUAUUCUACUGCGAUUUUCUUCCUGAUCAUAAUUAAAACAAUUACUAGAAACUGUAAAAGUUAAUGAGAAAUGUAAAAUAUAUUUAUACAUAUGUACAUAUAUAUUUUUACGUUUCUCGUUGUUACAUCCAACGCAAUAUGUACACGCUUUGGUGAUGCAGAUAUAUUUUCUUUUAAAUAGGAAGAAAAUUGAAACGUUAGAAAAAUGAAUUAUACUCUAAUUAUACUGUUUUCAAAUAAGGAUCAGAUAUUAUGAGAAUAAAUGACUACCUCCCAGCA